Molecule: messenger RNA, 804 nt
Organism: Eimeria mitis
Lineage: Eukaryota; Apicomplexa; Conoidasida; Eucoccidiorida; Eimeriidae
Product: SAG family member
Exons: 5
Coding region: 1-804 (267 amino acids)
Source: RefSeq, a predicted model, not a curated record
AUGGCUCCCCUUUACAAAACGGCUGCAGCUGUUUGCCUCGUCACACUCUGCGGGCUUCAAACGGAGGCGAGCACUCCAAAACACAAGUUUACGGUCGAGCACGUGGAGGCAGACGCCUACUUAGCUGCCAAUUUGGCCCGUAAUGGAAAGCUCCCAGUUCAUAUCAGUGAAGUCACAAAGGAAGAGUCCCUAGUCUCUGCCCUGGAGGCAAAAGUAUCGGGCGAUGAACCGCCCACUGCGGAGGAUUGCACUGCAUUGAUAACCGACAAACUGAAGGAGGACUUCCAUCACAGCUUUGUGUACGACACCGAGGCAAAGGCCAGUCCUGACUACCGUCAAUUACUGCAGAACGCCCUUGACGAGGGAUUGGCAGUCUUCAAAAACAAAGCAUACCCCCAGACCAAUGACGAGUGGCAAAGUAUAUGGAAGCAAGACGCGGGAGCCAACCUGGCAUAUCUUCUCGGGUCUAACAGCACUACAAUCGGGUGUGUCAUUGGAAGGUGUACACAAGUAACAACUUCAGACAACCCGGUAGAGCUUCAAGUUGGAGACGGAGGUUCAGGAACACAGCAAGAAACUUUAACAAAGGAUGCUGUAUUGUUCUGCCAACUCAAACCUGCAGCGGAAAAGAACUCGGCCCCCUUUGAUGAGGAGUAUUUCAACGGACUUAUAGAGCGAACCACCGAAUUAAAAGAUAUGACAGAAGACGACCUGAAGAAUUCUGUUGGAAAUGGCCCUGCAGCAACGGCCUCUACGAUUCUAAUUGCUGGUUUGGUUGCUAUGCUGACAGCCGUCUCUGCCUAG